AUGACGUCAUGGCAUUUCUCUCCGCGUUACACGGAAUUUUGUUAUCGACUUCGUUGGAUACACUUCUGGUUAUUCAAAAGUUUCCUUAUCCCAACAUAUGAAUGGCAACGUUUAAACAUGUAUGGAAUUGAAUCCUUGUCACAAGUAGUGCAUGUCUACCUUGGCGUUGUUACUGGAGCUUCACUUUGGAUCAUAAUGGUUGGCAUUUUGGGUAUAUUGACAGGUGUAAAAUCUAUGGAACAUAAAAAAACAUACAACUUGAAAAUUGCUUACAUGGUAACAGCCAUUUUAUCGGCCACAAUAUUUUCCUUGGUUGGGAUCAGUCUCUCUGCAAUCGUUAACCAGCAUUUGUAUAGCAUUGGAAUAGUGGGCAGUCUAUGCAGUUUUGCUGACUUUGUUUUGGCCAUUGUGUCCUCCUCUAUCUGCUGUUGCUGCAGCAACACAAAUAUUACUAAUGUUGUGGUUGUUCAGUCCACUGGAGCUGGACAAUUUCCUCCUCCAUAUGCAGCUUCUAACCAAGCAUAUCCUGUUUCUAGCCAAGCAUAUCCUGUUUCCCAAGUUCCUGAAGAUGGCUUCACCAAUCCAGGUUACCAACCAAAUGGUCCUUCAGUCAGUUACACAAUAAAGAAUGACAUAGCUUGA
Molecule: messenger RNA, 642 nt
Organism: Acanthosepion pharaonis
Lineage: Eukaryota; Metazoa; Mollusca; Cephalopoda; Sepiida; Sepiidae
Source: the annotation of a GenBank genome assembly